Molecule: messenger RNA, 1200 nt
Organism: Ascochyta rabiei
Lineage: Eukaryota; Fungi; Ascomycota; Dothideomycetes; Pleosporales; Didymellaceae
Exons: 3
Coding region: 1-1200 (399 amino acids)
Source: RefSeq, a predicted model, not a curated record
AUGCCCUACAUGAAAAGUGCAGCUGCGAAAGCAACAGAGCUUUCUUGGGACGCUUUCCCAGAGCCGACACCAGACUCUGACCGCUGGCAGCCUGAUCCAGACUCGAUUCCCGUGGCUGGAUAUCGUCCUGAUCCUCGCUUUAAUAAAGAUCCACUUACCGAAAAACAGAAACUGGCUCUCAUGCGCGGCAGGCGAUUUGGCGUUGCCAACAGUUGUUCUGCGACAAGCAGCGGCGUCAGUUCUCCCACCACCUCUAUCUCAACUUCAAUUGGAGUAGGAAAGUGGGUUGUACCUGCGCCACGGGCAACAGGCUUGCCUCGCGCCUGUAUUCCUACCAUCAAUGACAACUUGCACUCCUCGAUUACUACGCAGCACGAGGCACCUCACUCGGUCAAGGCAGUACAUCCAGCUCCCAAAGGCAUCACGGAAGCACCUCUAGCUCCAGCGCCGUUUCAGUGCCCUCUCGCACCUGCAAAAAGUGCUUCGUCUCAAAGAUCCCAACUUCCAACGAAGACUGCAACACCUGAAUGGGCUCGUCCGUUAGCGCAUCUCCUCAGCGAGUCACCUCCCAAGCCUGUAUCUUCAUGUCAACCUCUCCUGGUUCAAGUUCGAUCUGCUACAACGCCGUCGACUUCGACACCCCCUCACCUCCGGAAACAAGCCAAGUCUUCCUGCUGGACAGCCGCCCAGACCAGCCCCUCAAAGCACCAGCCAGGUAGCCUCAACAAGACAAAUUUAGAGUCAGCCCAUCCGGAACCCACGAAGGCCACUCCGGUCAAUAAACCUGCAAAUUCCAAAAAUUUGAAGCAGCUCGCUCAUCACUACAACCUCACACAAACGCAGCGCCCAACUAGCGCUGAUGGGGUAGCCCUCAGACUGGGAGAUGAACUCCAGGUGCAAAAGAAGCUGUUGGAGAGUUUUAUUCCCAAGAUUUCUGACUUAUCGAUCCAGCAGCAUCGUCGCUACCUCAACAGAAAGCUCAUCAGCUUGAUGGAAGAUGAGAUGGACAUGCGAAGACGUACAACAAGGAAGGAGCUCCAAAACAUGAGCGAGAAGGAACUCGAAAGUCACCUUGCUAGAACAACCUCCAUGCACAGACUUGCGUGCGAUGAUGAGCAGAAGAACAAUAGGACCUGCGAGGCGGACACGAAAACUGUCCCAGUAGACCUCCAGCAGCACGAUCAAUACCAAUUCAAUUAA